ACGCAAAGUAGCCCGCAGCUUUUGGUCACUUAUCAUCAUGACCGUGGUUGCGUCAAGCCCAAAUCCUUCGUUUCUUUCGAGGUGUGCAAGCGCCGCCCCGCCCGUCUGCCUGGUAAGAAAUCUCGUCUCGUCGUACUCGUCGUCCUCGUCGUACUCGUCGUCCUCGUCGUACUCGUCGUCCUCGUCGUACUCGUCGUCCUCGUCGUACUCGUCGUCCUCGUCGUCCUCGUCGUCGCAUGCCCCUGGAGAAACGGCAGUUCCGGAUGCGAUGGGAUCCGACUUCUGGCCCGGGGAGGUCGCCAAGCCACGCGUCCUUCUUUCGGUUCGCGUUCCAUCCCCAACGACGAUGCGCUCGUUUGCUGGCUGGACGCAUCCAAAUGCUCGCUUGUCAGACCCCUAUGGGCCCCCGUUCGUGAGUCCGAGAUGUAAGGACGCUAGUCGAGCACUGUGCGUGAUCGUCGUCCAGCAAGGCAAACCCCGGCAUUAACCCCUGGCUCAAAAGAGGAAGGGAGAGGGAGAGAAGACUAAAGAGAGCGAGAGAGAGAGAGUAUGUGUGUGUGUGUGUGUGUGUGUGAAUGGAUAGAC
This is a messenger RNA of Colletotrichum destructivum, 585 nucleotides long. RefSeq lists its product as uncharacterized. The transcript has a single exon. Lineage: Eukaryota; Fungi; Ascomycota; Sordariomycetes; Glomerellales; Glomerellaceae. The coding region runs from base 38 to 487 and encodes 149 amino acids. The record is from RefSeq and is a predicted model, not a curated record.